Cajanus cajan (pigeon pea) is the source of this 1269-nucleotide messenger RNA. RefSeq lists its product as uncharacterized. Lineage: Eukaryota; Viridiplantae; Streptophyta; Magnoliopsida; Fabales; Fabaceae. Gene Ontology annotation, cellular component: chloroplast thylakoid membrane. The record is from RefSeq and is a predicted model, not a curated record.
AUGGAUACUCAUACACAGCAAUUCAUGAGUUUGACACCAAAAGCCAAAACUGUAGAAGAUAUCUUAGCACAGCAUAGUGAUAACUGAUAACAGUAUAACACAACACAAGCAGCAUUAUCAUCUCCCAAAUCAUACACACCAGAUGUUGCAGUCUCAGUUUCUGUUGCCACUAUCACCCUCACUCACACAGACACUCCAUAAACCCCCUCUCUCCCUUCUUCCACCACUUCACCACAAACCCACCAUUCUCCACUCUGUUUCGGUCUCAGCAAUUCCUCCAUUUCUCGCACAGCUCGCCAAUGAAGCAGACGUAGAAGGCCCCGUCGAACUCCCCUUCUCUUCUUCCAUUUUCGCCACCACCGACGACCCUUCUCCCAUUCAAGUCGCUUCCAGCGUUCUCCUCACCGGCGCCAUCUCCGUCUUCCUCUUCCGCUCCCUCCGCCGCAGGGCUCAACGCGUCAAACAAUCCCAAUUCAGGUCUUCAGGAGAGAAGAAGACGAUUAAGGAAGAAGCAUUGGAUAGCUUGAAAGCUUUGGGGUCAGCUUCAGUAGAGGCUAAGGGUCCACCUUCACCCGGUCAGGCAUUGCUUGGGGGAGUAUCUGCGGGAAUUAUUGCACUUAUUCUCUAUAAGUUUGCCACUACCAUCGAGGCAUCUCUAAACCGACAAACAAUUUCAGAUAACUACUCUGUCCGCCAGAUAACCAUCACCAUAAGGACAAUAGUGAAUGGCUUGACCUACCUUGCAACAUUUGUUUUUGGCCUGAAUUCCCUUGGUUUAUUCCUUUAUUCUCUCCAGCUUGGCAUCAAAUCCAUUAUGGAAGGUUCAACUGAAAGUAAAAGCACUGAUCAGUCAAAUUCAUCUAUUGAGAGUCCCACGGAUAACUCUGAAUUGAGCAGCAGGAAGGAAGAACAAAGUUCCAAUGAUGCACAAUAAAUACUAGGUGUAAAUAUAGUGAUGUUAAAACGGAGGUCAGCAAAAUUUAUCCACUUGUAAAAGUAAAAUAUAUAAUUAUAUAUCCUUUCCUUUCACUUUUGGGGGUAAUGUAGAUGGCAAGUGAUCUUCAAUGUAGUUAAUAGUCUUGAUGCUGAAUUUUGUUAAAGGUUUAUGGAAGCUAUAUUCUCGUGUCGUCUCUUUUACCCUUUUCGUUUGCCAAUUUUCUGUUGGUUUAGUUUUGAUGGGAAGAAGCUGAGGACUUGAGGUGACUCAAAACAAAUUUCCAUUCAAUGUAACAUCAAACAAGUUUACCAUUUCCAUUUGCUGCUUUUACA